Candidula unifasciata is the source of this 933-nucleotide messenger RNA. The record is from the annotation of a GenBank genome assembly. NCBI's taxonomy places the organism in Eukaryota, Metazoa, Mollusca, Gastropoda, Stylommatophora, Geomitridae.
AUGGCAAACAGAAUCAGAAAUUGGUUCGUUGAUCAAGUGGGGAAAAAUCUGAAGUUACCACAGAGCUGGACUGCCUGGCUGGAUCGCAUGUGUAAGUAUCUUAUAAACAGUGGAAAAGGUUGGGGAGGGAGGAGGAGUAGAAACAAUGGGAGAUAUCCCUCUUUCCUUGACUGGAUCACAUGUAAAUACUUUGAACGACGAAAUGCUUUUCUGGAAACUAAUGCGGUUCAUCUGAGCAACAUCAAACCAGAUCAUAAAGUACUGGAAAUAGGCUUUGGACCAGGUCUGGGUCUGGAGGCAGCCUAUAACAUUGUGAAAAAUGGCAAAGGUCAAGUGUUUGGAAUCGACACCUCACUUUACAUGGUCCAGAAGGCACACCGUCGACUGAAGGCGGGAGUUCAUGACAAGAAAGUCUUUCUAUUUCAUGGCAGUGCCACACAGAUCCCCCUCAACACAGACUCUGUAAACCGUGUCUUUCAUUGUAACUGUUACUAUUUCUGGCCCAGCAUGAGGUCAGUGAUGCGUGAAAUCUAUCGGGUCAUGCAGCCAGGCGGAGUCAUGGUGACAACUUUAAGUAUAGACAACCUCAAAAAAUCACAGGAGAGAGGCUUUCUCAGAUCUGCUCACCCUGACCCGGUCAUGUACAUGCAGUCUUUGGAGAAUUACGGGUUUGAGAACGUUCACCUGGAGUAUCACACAGACCCUCAAUCAGGCAAAAAGUUUCAGGCAAUUUUCUCUGAAAUCAACGAAAAGCCAGCUCAUGAUCCAUCCAUGUACAACGAUGACGAAGACGACAUUGAGAAGGAGCUACAGAAGAUGUUCGAGUCCAGAAUCGCAGAGCGCAAACAGUUUCAUGAUAAACGGUUACCUGACGACAACAAAUCUCCGUUAAAAACAGACUUGAACAUUACACCAGGAACUGUUAAGUCAUGA